AUGGUUCCAUUUCCCAAACGUAUUUUUUCUUGGAAACGUCAAAAAGGCAUACGCCACAUACGCAUAGGCAAUCCGGCAUGGCAACCCUGUUUCAUUUGUCAUUUAGGUGUAAACUGUAGCACAAAAAAUCACCACAAGAAGGUGAAUAAUGUAAGAGAGCGUGACAAAAACAAGUCUGUUGCGUCUGAAUCUGGAGGUUCUAGUCAAUGCGAUACUCCACCUCUUUCAGAAAAGGAUGGUUCGUCAACACAAGGCAAGUUUGUUGGCGUGGGGGCAGAUUCGAUAUUGUGUAUUGCGGAACAAGUGGCUGCAGAGCUUACUGGCGAAGCAGCUGCAAACCUUGCUGAGGAUGUUAGCUAUAAACUGCGACAAACAAUUUCUACAAUUUCAUUGCAUAGCGAGAUGAUGAAGAAAAGUUGUGUUGACUCGUGGGAUGUUAACACUGUACUCAUGCUGUCAGAUACAAGUCCAGUUGUAGGCACAACAAAUUCUAGUUUUGCUCCCCUUGGAGAAGAGAAGUUGUGCUAUCAAACUGAAAAUCUUCUUAAUGUAACCGAAUUUGCCAUGACCAGUCAGACAUAUGUUUUUUCAACACUGCCCUCUGUGUCCGUGGAAUGGAUUACAGAUGAUAGAAGUUUAAGUAGUAACAGUAACAUAAGCUUUAAUCUACAAAACUAUUACACAAAGGUUGCUAGAGCAAUCUUGAAUUUAAAAAAGAAGCCAAAACAAAUAGCCGUAGAAGAUCUGACAACUAACACUAGGAUUGGACCCAUAUUCCCGAAUCUCUUCAACUUGGCAGUACUGGUGCUCAACGACGACAACCUCAAGGCUCUCAAUGUCCCCGCAAAGAAACCACUUCAGUCCAACGUCUUGGAUAUGGUGGAUGCUCUCUGUUCAAAUCCUUGCAGCCUGGACACUAAUAUUCAACAGCAGUUUCAGCGAUUGUUCCCAGUGAUGGUCUCAAAUAUAUUAGGAAACGGAUCACUAGCUGAGAAAAUGGUUGCGAUCCUUACAAAGAUCACUCGCACAUGGCCCUCAUUUAUAGCAAUUGGCAAGGGCAUUCUGUUCGACUACCUGUCGCAGGGCACCAAGGAGCGGCUCACCGCGCCCAUGAUCCGCUGCGUGACCGCGCUCGGCAGGGGCGCGCUGGUGGGCUGCCUCGCCGCGCACCUCGACCACCUCGACGCGCUGGUGCACGCGCCGCCGCGCGCCCGCGCCGCGCCCGACCUCCGCGAGACGCUGCUCGUGAGUGGACAAUGGCCUCUAUUCUUAUUGGGCGUUGGGGCGAUGUUUGCUUGCACCGCGGCAAGUGUUGGAGACGCUGCUUGUGAGUGGACAAUGGCCUUUAUUCUCAUUGGACGUUGGGGCGAUGUUUGCUUGCACCGCGGCAAGUGUUGGAGACGCUGGUGCACUCGCCGCACUUCCGCGAGACGCUGCUCG
Iphiclides podalirius (scarce swallowtail) is the source of this 1440-nucleotide messenger RNA. Lineage: Eukaryota; Metazoa; Arthropoda; Insecta; Lepidoptera; Papilionidae. The record is from the annotation of a GenBank genome assembly.